UAUUUAUCAUUCGCCCAAUUGUUGGGCGUAGUUGCUGUGUAUGACCUCACUGCAUUUAUAUAUUACUUUGCUUUGGAGACUAAGCAAUCUAUUUAUUAUUAUUAUUUUUUGGGUUAGUAAGAUUUAGGCAACCCUAUAAAUCAGCAAGCAAGUGAUCGAACAAACCUCUGCAUUUGGGACGAGAAGUUGCAAAAUGGACUGCAAGCAUUGUCUACGUUCCUCGCUUUUCUUCAUCUUAUUGUGGUUGCCUUUCACGUUCAAGUUCAUAAGUGUUGUCGAUGCAGCUUCCCCAGUUGUUCGACACCAGACUCUACGAAGAGAAACAUCUGAGGUAUUAGGUGGAACUGGUGUGCCAAGUUGCUCAGCUUGCACCAACGAGACAGGAACGGAUUUGAAUGGAUCCAUCGUCAAGCUGAAGAUUGGAAUUCCAAAGAAAGUUGGAUUCACCGAAUUUGUCAAAGUACACAAAGAUCCUAAAACCAAGAAGACAUGUGCCACUGGGUUUUCCAUAGAAGUGUUCUGUGCCGCAUUACAAUUGUUACCUUUCAAGGUUGAGCCAGUGUUUUACUCAUUUGAGAAGGAAAAUGGAGAAAGUGCUGGGACUUACAAUGAACUUGUUCAUAAUAUAACUGUCAAGCAGUUCGAUGCUGUAGUGGGAGAUUUGACCAUAAUGGCUAACCGGGCAUCAUGGGUUGAUUUUACAAUGUCAUAUGUGGACUCUAGUGUUUAUGUUCUUGUACCUAUUAAACAUGAUACCCGCAAAAACAUAUGGACUUUCCUCCAGCCCUUUAACAGAGAACUUUGGCUGGCAAUUUUCAUGGCUUCCAUUUCUCUUGGAAUUCUAAUCGGAAUUAUAGAGAUGCGUUCAGACGUCACCAACACAGAUUUUGAGGGUCCACUCCUUCAACAACUUGGCAUGAUGAUUUGGUAUCCAGUUUCAAUGUUCGUCCUCCCUGAAAGAAGUAUGGUGAUAAGCAGGUGGUCAAAACUUGUGUUGGUGGUAUGGUUGUAUACAUCAUAUGUAAUUUUGCAGAGUUACACGGCGAACCUGACCACAAUGUUGACAAUAGAUCAGCUACGACCCUUCUUCAAUAAGAAGGGGAAUUACAGUAUUGGAUUCCAAUCUGAAUCAUUUGUGGAAGAUUAUCUAAAACAACAGAACUUCACCCGUCUCAGGUCAUAUUCAACCAUUGAGGAAUAUCACAAGGCCUUGUCUAAUGGAAGUGUUGCUGCCAUUUUUGACGAGCUGCCCUACGUCAAGCUCUUUCUCCGAGAGCAUGGUUCUGAAUACACAGUACUGGAUGGACCAAAACUCAGAACAAAUGGAUUUGGCUUUGCGUUCCCGAUGAACUCUUCGCUAGUCCCUCCAACUUCGAGGGCUAUCAUGAGUGUCACUGACGGAGGAAAAAUGGAUGAGAUUGAGCACAAAUAUUUGGGAAGGAAAGACACUUCAGAAGUUGAAAGUUCACGACUUGCUAAAGAAACUACUUGCCUCGACAUUAAAGAAACUCCGAGCCUUGACGCCUAUAACUUUAUAGGCAUCUUUAUUGUCGCAGGGAUUAUUAGCAUAGCUUCUUUUAUCUGCUCUGAGAUCCAGAGACAGUUUGUUAAAAGAGUGUCUUCUACCAAGAAAAUUAAUGUUGUGGAAGAUCUGCCAAAUAUUGACAAUCAAAAUGAGCUCCAACCUACAACUUCUAAUGAGAAUGUCGAAAUUGUUUAUAUGAGAGAAGAAGGAGAACAAGAAGAUGAAGGUGGAGGAGAACAAGAAGAUGAAGGUGGAGGAGAAGGGCACUCUGCCUAUCAUGGUGUUCUCAACGGUUGAGCUAUAUAUUCCAAAUUGUCAACCUUAAGAUCAUAAAUUGUUGUAAUUUUAGAAUAAAUUUAGUAAAGCUCCUCUUCAAAGUAUGGUUGGGAUACUUUUGUCUUAUUUAAUGUGAAACGGCUAGUUUGUGUUGUAAUUUGGUAAAUGCCUAGUUUUUUUCUUA
Messenger RNA from Cornus florida, 1985 nucleotides. Its product is annotated as glutamate receptor 2.8-like. Bases 194 to 1822 code for a protein of 542 amino acids. Gene Ontology annotation, molecular function: glutamate-gated receptor activity. NCBI's taxonomy places the organism in Eukaryota, Viridiplantae, Streptophyta, Magnoliopsida, Cornales, Cornaceae. Gene Ontology annotation, cellular component: plasma membrane. The record is from RefSeq and is a predicted model, not a curated record. The transcript is spliced from 5 exons.